Messenger RNA from Selaginella moellendorffii, 1079 nucleotides. RefSeq names its product xyloglucan endotransglucosylase/hydrolase protein A. The record is from RefSeq and is a predicted model, not a curated record. NCBI's taxonomy places the organism in Eukaryota, Viridiplantae, Streptophyta, Lycopodiopsida, Selaginellales, Selaginellaceae. Gene Ontology annotation, molecular function: hydrolase activity, hydrolyzing O-glycosyl compounds; xyloglucan:xyloglucosyl transferase activity. The transcript is spliced from 4 exons. Bases 11 to 910 code for a protein of 299 amino acids. Gene Ontology annotation, biological process: cell wall biogenesis; xyloglucan metabolic process.
UCACCACAAAAUGGCGGCAUUUCUUCACAGGAGAAAGAAGAAGAAGGUCAUGGUAGCUCUUAUCGUCGCCGCCAUAGCCAUUCUAGUGAUCGGUGGCAGUGUAGGCGCGGCUAGGCGCGCAAGAUCCUCCUCGUCCUCCUCGUCUUCCUCCUCGGCGUCUUCCUUCUCUGGCAACUACGAUAUUACCUGGGCGCCGGAUCACGUCGACGUGAUCGGCCAUGGCCAGGAGGUCGAUCUGAGGCUCGAUCGCGACUCCGGCGCUGGAUUUGGAUCCAAGGACAGGUUCUUGUUUGGGCAGCUGGGCCUCCAGAUCAAGCUCGUACCCUACGAUUCGUCCGGCACGAUCGUGGCUUACAUGCUCUCCUCGCUCACGGACGAUCGCGACGAGUUGGAUUUCGAGUUCUUGGGGAAUUCCACUGGCCAGUCCUACACACUCCAGACGAAUCUCUUCGUGAGCGGCAAGGGAAAGCGCGAGCAGCGAUUCAAGCUCUGGUUUGAUCCCACUGCCGACUUCCAUUUCUACUCGUUCGUCUGGAAUCCUUUCCAAGUAAUAUUCAUGGUGGACGACAUUCCAGUCCGGGUCUUCAAGAACACCACGGAUCCAUACCCGAGCACGAAACCCAUGGGAAUCUACACGAACAUCUGGGGCUCCUCCUCCGUGGACUGGGAUCACGCUCCAUUCGUAGCGUUCUACCGAGGAUUUACCAUCGACGCUUGCCAAUACUGCGAGACUUCUCCAGAUGAUUGUCACGCCAAGAUCACCGACACUAACAGCCAAAGGUGGUGGAGCUCACUCAAAUGGAAUGAUCAGCUCCAAGGAAAUCUCUCAUUCGUCCGGCGCAACUAUAUGAUCGACGACUACUGUAGCGCGUACGAAUCGCCACCUCUCGAGUGUACGACAAACUCGUAACUUGGAUCAUCGCUAUGAUCCAAGCUUUUUCCACGAAUCCAAGCGCGAUCAAUCUUACACGAAAGCUUUUAUCUGACUGAAUGGAGUACUAGUAGACAAACGAGCAAGCACAAAAAGUGAUAUCAACCAGAUCGAGCUCGAACGAGAGAAUGGUACGUAGUUCUUGUUC